GUGGAAUGUAGUUUAACACACUCACGUGGGCACUAUGUCUUCUAGUGAUUACUCAAAGUGCUCAAGUGUGGUUCGGUCCAAAUCAACAGUAUCUGUGUCACUGUGUCAACGACCAAUGUAACCCUGACGGUUCGUGUAAAAGUGGAUCAAAAUGCUCUCUAGGCUGGUUUGGUAAAACAUGUCAGUAUGUGGAUCUACUCGGCCAUUUUAACAACACUCACAUAUUAACCGACAACGAUGAAAAUACGUGUUUGGGCAUAACAACAGAACAUGUGAACUUACCACUAGGAGCCGAGUACCCUACAGUUCAAGUACGGUUUGUGUAUAAGAAAGGUAUGAAGGAUAUUACUACACCUGACACAACUUUUGUAUGUGGCUCUAGAAAGUACGUCGUGGACAACGAGGUGGUUGAUUAUUUCUGUGAUAUUUACACGGUUGUUAGCAAUAUCAAAUUGAGUGGCAAAACUUUAAACAAUUUGUGCUCUGUUUAUUUCAGCGGAGGCCGCAACGUUGCAUUGAAACAACAAGUAAAACAGUCUAGCCAUUAUUAUAAUAUUUAUCCAGCAAGCUUGGCCGUAGACGGUACUUCAGACAAUUGUGAACGUGUGUUUUCACACACCAGUGACGCAGACGCAAAUCCUUCAUUUGAACUUUUGUUUGGCACAGCGAUGACAGUAUCUAAGGUUAGGAUCUUCAACCGUGGAGGAGGAGCUAGCGCUUUUAGCUUGGGAACAGAGAAGCGUUUAAAAGGCUUUGAAAUGGAAGUUUUUGAUUCAGGAUCCAACGUUCUCUUUCGAUACAAAGACACAAAAGAUGUGCAGAUGGUUUAUGAUUUGGACGUAAAAUUACUGAGAGGAGCUACCAAAAUUAAUAUCAAGCAGAAAGAAAAACCACCAGGUGAAACACAGCCGAAAAUUUCUAUUUGUGAGUUAGAAGUGUAUGGAGACUGCGAUAAUGGCUUUUGGGAUUUAGACUGUAAAAGAUGUAGUGGCCUUUGCUCUAGAGCCUGUCAUAAGGAGACUGGACAAUGUCAAGGUAGGCCUAUUGAUAAAGCAUAG
Molecule: messenger RNA, 1058 nt
Organism: Physella acuta
Lineage: Eukaryota; Metazoa; Mollusca; Gastropoda; Physidae
Source: RefSeq, a predicted model, not a curated record